Molecule: messenger RNA, 1699 nt
Organism: Perkinsus marinus ATCC 50983
Lineage: Eukaryota; Perkinsozoa; Perkinsida; Perkinsidae
Product: Vacuolar amino acid transporter, putative
Exons: 1
Coding region: 1-1299 (432 amino acids)
Biological process (GO): amino acid transmembrane transport
Cellular component (GO): vacuolar membrane
Molecular function (GO): amino acid transmembrane transporter activity
Source: RefSeq, a predicted model, not a curated record
AUGUCUGAGAAGUCCAGCAUUUCCACUAAAAUCAGUGAUUUUAGUGCCGACUCCGUUACGACUGGCGGUCGUCCCGACGGUUCGUCCAACUUCCGUACCGUCAUCAACUUCGCUCUAGUCGCUGUCGGUGUUGGUAUUCUUGCUUUACCACGUGCUAUUGCCCAAGGUGGUUGGAUCCUAGGCAGUGUUCUACUCGCAGUAGCAUGGAGUGUUGCUCAAUAUGGAACGUAUUUGCUUUAUCGUUGUAUGUACAUGCACCCUAAAGGUGAGGAAAGGUUCGACUCUUUUCAAGCCAUUGGUAAAGCAUGUUUCGGUAAACCCGGUGAGAUCUUCACCGCAUUCGUCCAGUAUCUGGAUUUACUUCUGGUAUGUUCUCUACUUGUCAUUCUAGUCGGUGAUGGUAUGUACGAGUUGGUCCCCCAACUAGACCGUAUUUGGUGGUGUGUCAUAUUCGUAUGUGUUAUGUUACCAUUGGCUAUGUUGCCCACUAUGAAGGAGGUAGCUUUCGUUUCCUUCAUUGGUAUCACUGCUGCCUUUGUUACUGUCAUUGCUGUCAUUGGUGCUUCUGUAAGAGAGUCAUCUGAUCCGAUCAAGGAGCACGAGCAUUACCUCAUGCCUCAGAACGCCAGUACAGCCGUUCUUGCAUUCACCAACUUCAUGAACGCCUUUGCUGUUACUACUGUUGUUCCGACACUUGUCGAUAACAUGCAAAAACCUAAGCAAUUUCCUCGUGUGUUAGCCGCCGGUUUCUUCGUGAUUGUUGCCAUUUUCGCUGCAAUUGCAUAUUCUGGUUAUGCAGGCUUUGGCCACGAUCUCCUCGACUACCCCAACAUCACCUACGCUAUUGCCUAUGGUCGUUCUCGUGGUGACUGGUUGGUUAUCAUCGUUCAAGUGGCUAUUGAAGUCGUUUGCUUUUCUCACUUCUUGGUAAUGUUCAACCCGGUCUGUGUCGGUGUUGAGGAUGCUCUUGAGGCGAUUCAUGGUGGCAAGGUUCGUCAUUGGAUUAAAAUGAUCUCUCGUGCUAUUCUUAUGGUCAUUUGUUUCGUCAUCGCCGUCAGUGUACCUGGUUUCGGUUCUCUCGUUGAUCUCAUUGGUGCUACUGCUGUUAUGUUGCUUCAAAUUGUAUUUCCUGUUGUAUUCUUCCUAGUCCUUGAGAGGAAGCGUGUUAAGAUCGGCUUCAAGUCUGCAUUUGGUAGUGUUGUUUCCAAAUACGUGCAAUACGUGGUGAUGGCUAUAUGUCUAGUACUUGCUAUCAUUGGUAUGAUAUUUGGUACAUGGUCUGCUAUCACUAACUGGUAAACAACUCUAAUUUUGUGACUUUGAUUGAGUACAGGUGUUCGUUGUUCAAUCUGCCUACUCUUAACACUACUUCUACCACUCUUACUCCUACUAAUACUACAACAGCUGUCCUAGUGGGCGAGUUCGGCUCGAAAAGCCAACUGCCCACGUUUCUCAAAUUGUUUUCCGUAAAAACUCAUAUGUCGUCAUCUUAGCAGUUGCCAUUGCGAUGGUUACCGCUGAUUAAGCAGUCAAAAGUCAUACGAUUGUUGUCUAGUCGUCAAACAUCUUCUGUUCUAUUAUUAUUCGAUUCCUAUCAUUCCUCCCAAAUUGUCGGAACCUUUUCGUUCAACAAAGGUGGUCGUCAAAUAGAAGACCAUCUCGUUAUCGAUUAGGGAAGUUAACAAUCGUGAUGACUUAA